Messenger RNA from Saccharomycopsis crataegensis, 2016 nucleotides. RefSeq names its product protein-transporting protein SEC63 (gene SEC63). NCBI's taxonomy places the organism in Eukaryota, Fungi, Ascomycota, Saccharomycetes, Ascoideales, Saccharomycopsidaceae. Gene Ontology annotation, molecular function: RNA binding; transmembrane protein transporter activity. The record is from RefSeq and is a predicted model, not a curated record. The transcript has a single exon. Gene Ontology annotation, biological process: SRP-dependent cotranslational protein targeting to membrane; post-translational protein targeting to endoplasmic reticulum membrane. Bases 1 to 2016 code for a protein of 671 amino acids. Gene Ontology annotation, cellular component: Sec62/Sec63 complex.
AUGAGUAACUCCAAAUACAAUUACGACGAGAACUCCGAGACUUGGCCGUACUUUGCCAUCACUCUUGUUGGGGUGUUGGUGAUCCCAAGUACUGUCUCGAGUAUUAGUUCAUUAUUUGCCAAAGAAACCAAGAACACAAAUGGUGCCAUCACCUCUACUUUCAAACCUCUCACCUUUCAACUCAUCAAAAAAUUCCAAAGCAAAAGCAAAGCGUCCAAACUUUUUAAUGCUCGCAACCUUCUCUUAGUGAUUGGGUGGGGGAUUUUGUUAUAUUUGGGUAAUUAUGUCGCCCACAAAGAAAUCGAAAGUACUGCGGUUCUCUUUGAUCCAUUCGAAAUUUUGGGCAUUGCUGCUUCUGCCACAGACAAAGAAAUCAAAUCAAUCUACAGAAAAUUGUCCAUUAAGUACCACCCGGAUAAGCUUUCUAGCAGUUUGUCAGAGAUUGAAAAGCAAAAGGCCGAGGAAACAUUCGUGUUGAUCAAUAAAGCCUAUAAAUCUUUGACUGAUGCCACCACCAAGGAAAAUUUCCUUAAAUACGGUCAUCCAGAUGGUCCUCAAGCAAUUACUCAAGGUAUUGCUUUACCAAAGUUUUUAAUCGAAAGUCAAGGUACGGUGUUGGUUUUAGCUUAUGUGUUUGUCAUUGCUAUCUUAUUGCCAUUCAUAGUCAGAUAUUGGUGGAACAAUGUGAAAUCUUACACUAAGAAGGGAAUUAGAACCGAGACUUCAACAAUGUUUGUUGAAAAAAUCUUAAACUACAAGCCAACCACCUUGUUGACGCCUAUCACUAUUUUGGCCUGGAUUAGUGAAUCUGAGGAAAUCAAAGAAGCUUUGCCAAAGUUGCCUCAAGAAGAUAUUGUUGAAAUAUUCAUUGCUCAUUGUAGCCGCCAAAUGGGGUUUCUUGCCAAAGAGCAGGACAAGUUGAACGCGAUUUCUAAAGUGCCGGUCUUGGUAAACGGUUUGCUCGAUCUCGCUUGUCACUUUCGUAACAGUGAAAUCGCUCUUGCUUGUAUCGAAACUUUGAGAUCUGUUGCUUCUGCUGUUCCAUUAUCGGGCAUCAGAAAACAACAAUUGUUGCAAUUGCCAAACGUGGAUUCAAAAGCAGUUGAAAAGUCAUCAAUUAGUACUUUGGGUAAAUUGUUUACUUUAAGCGAAGAAGAACAAAAGAAAGCAUUGGGUAUUGAGAGCUCUGCCUCUUUAAAGGAAGCUCUUGAUGUGGCAUCCAGUAUCCCACUUUUGAAGGUAUUGAAGGCUCAAUUUGUUGUUCCUGGCGAAGAUGGCGUUCCUCCUGGUUCCAUUGCUCAUAUCAGCGUUAAAGUCAUGAUUAAAUCCGCUAAACAUCAUGGUGUAGUCACUUUUAGAACUUUCCCUGAAGAUAAAUUCCAUGAAGAAGAAACGUUUGAAACUUUGAGAGAUCCUUUCAAGAUGCUUAAAGAUCAGCCAGAUUUGCCACCGGCAUUUGCUCCAUACUUCCCUACCUCAAUGAAGACCCAAUGGACUUCUUUACUUGCUAUUCAAAAAGAUGGUAAAUUGGUUGAACAACCAGCAACCACUACAAACCUUGAUUUGUCCAACCUUAAGUUAUCGCCAGAAGAAUUCAAGGCCUCCUUGAAAGACAAAGGGAAGGACUUUGUUAUUGGUACUAUUAAAAUCCCAUUAACUCAACCAGCUCCACCAAAAGAAGGAAACUACGAAUUUAGAUUGAUGAUUAAAAGUAACAACUAUUUUGGUACAGACCUUGAUCUUCCUUUAGUCAUGGUAGUGAAAAAUCCUACUGAAAAGGUUAAUGAGAAAAUAUACGAGGUCCCAGCCCCAUCAGACGACUCUAUUGCUGGCGCCAUGGCUCAAAUGAGAGGUGAACCUGUCUCUACUAGUGGUGAUGAAUACUUUGAUAGUGAAGAUGAAGAAGAGUUAGUCGAAGCUGAUGGAUUGGGUCUUGAUGACGAGGAUGAUGAUUGGUCUGAUAUAGACACUGAUACAGAUGACGAAGAGGACCAAGAGGACCCAAAGGAGAAAUGA